GGCGCUGAGCGCAGUCCAGGAGUGGUGGAGACUAUGGCCACGCUGCGAAGGCUCCGAGAGGCGCCCCGGCACUUGCUAGUCUGCGAGAGAUCCAACUUCAGCCACCACAAGUCACGCCACCGGCAUCUAGUGGAGGCGCACUAUCACAAUUACCGGGUAUCAUUUCUCAUUCCUGAAUGUGAGAUACUACCCAAACAACUGAAAAGCCUGGUCAAGGAAACUGGACCCAAUUAUUGUGUGAAGAAUUUACCUCUUCAGGAAUUAAUUGCACAUGAAUUCAUUAACACUUUUGUAAGGAAAGGCUUGAAAUCACUGACUGGGGCUGUUCCUGAGCUGCUUCCACUGGCACUGUACCACUUGAGCCAAACCUCAAUGACUAGAGUGGCUUUGCACUGUGAUCCUUUGAACUGUGAUAGCAGUCUUUUGAGUUCCUGCUAUGCACUGAUGUUCAAUACAUAUAUUGAUGAAGAUAAUACUGUUGGUCUGCUACCCAAUGAAAUAACGAGCCUCAUAAUUUCGUGUCAACCUACUGCUGUUCCCAGCCAAGCACAGUGGUGGCCAGGACUUGCUUGUGUGCAAUCACUGGCCUCAUCCUUCCAGAGAAGAUCUGUGUACUGCUGGAACAACUGUGUCAUUACUUCAAUGAACCGAAGCUGCCCCGUGGGUUACCUUGUCAGUUCAAGGCUUUGCAGACAGCCCUGUUUCCUGGAGAGAGAAUGAACAUGAUUUUCAAAAAGGAGGUGAACAUAUGUACAACUUUGUGAUUUUUGAUAACCAGGACUGCUGGCUUCAGAUGGCUUUUGGGAUACUUGAUGACAGUCCUCCCAUGCAAUACAAAGUUAUUUAUAGUUA
Dipodomys ordii (Ord's kangaroo rat) is the source of this 852-nucleotide messenger RNA. It is a transcript of the gene Rpp40, whose product is annotated as ribonuclease P/MRP 40kDa subunit. Bases 34 to 720 code for a protein of 228 amino acids. Gene Ontology annotation, biological process: tRNA 3'-end processing; endonucleolytic cleavage in ITS1 to separate SSU-rRNA from 5.8S rRNA and LSU-rRNA from tricistronic rRNA transcript (SSU-rRNA, 5.8S rRNA, LSU-rRNA); tRNA 5'-leader removal. The transcript is spliced from 6 exons. Gene Ontology annotation, molecular function: ribonuclease P activity; ribonuclease MRP activity. Gene Ontology annotation, cellular component: multimeric ribonuclease P complex; ribonuclease MRP complex. The record is from RefSeq and is a predicted model, not a curated record. Lineage: Eukaryota; Metazoa; Chordata; Mammalia; Rodentia; Heteromyidae.